AUGCGCCCUGGGGCCAGCGAGAACGAGUUCCGCCGCCAGGUGGAGCCCGGCUGGUACCCAGAGAUGGACAGCAUGUCGGCCUGCACGGAGUGGUGCAAAUCGCACGCCUCCUGCAUUCAGGCGACCUUCUCCUACGUCGGUGUGCCAGAGGGCGGCAAUCCGUGCCACCUGUUCGAGGAGCGCGGCGAGGUCUACGACUUCCGCGACGACUUCAACGCCUCGUGGUGCGGCACUCUGGAGCAGACCGACUACCUGGUUGGGGAGCUCAAGAAGGUUUUCGAGCAAAAGCCCUGGGUCGGGGACAACUUCGGUGCCGUCCCGUGUGGCUUCGGCGGCGACGACUGCCAGGAGAGCAGGUGCUGCGGCUCGCAGACGUGCACGUGGGAUUUUAGCAAGUGCGAGUACUUCAAGUGCAUCAGGAAGGACGAGAACUUCGCCGGCUGCGCUGCGGAGCCAGAGGGUGGUUGGGACGGCGAGAUCCUUGAUUACGGGCCCUCCGAUGAGGACCUCCCCGCCGUCGAGGAUGGGAAGCUGGCCCACCCGACCUCUCUAUUUUGUUUUGUGGUGAUGAUGCCUGGGGCGCGCGCCUCCGCCGGGGUGCAGGAGGACGAGGGGGCGCUGGUGGCGACUAUGAAGGAGACGUCGUCGAGCGUCUACUCUUGCGACGAGCAGCUGGUGAUCGAGGGCUGGGUGAACUCAGGCUCUGAGGCGAAUAUCGACGCUUUCAUCCAGUACUGGGGCAAGGUGAAGGAGGACGGCCGCUACAUGCUGCACGACUGGGUGAUCAAGGCCGACGCAGACUGCAUCUUCAUGGCGGACCGUGUCAAGGCCCAUAUCAAUCAGUUCAAGCCGCCCGCUGGCGCUGCCGUCUACUUCAGGAACACCGCGUUCAGGUUCAACUUCAUGGGCGCUUUCGAGAUGAUGAGCCGGGAGGGCGCCCAGGUGUUCUUCGAGAACAACUGGCAGUGCGACGCGAAGAUUGGCCAUACGGGCGGAGAGGAUUAUUGGAUGAAGCUGUGCCUUGAUACCCUGGGACUCCGCCACAUCUCGGACUACGCGUUGCUGUACGACAAGUACGCCGCGCAGAAUGAUUGCGUUGACUCUUGGGCCGCAGCCUUUCACUUCUACAAGACCCCCGAGCAGGUUAAGAGCUGCCUGAAUGGGAUCAACAGAUGA
This is a messenger RNA of Prorocentrum cordatum, 1176 nucleotides long. The record is from the annotation of a GenBank genome assembly. Lineage: Eukaryota; Dinophyceae; Prorocentrales; Prorocentraceae.